AAAGUGUUGAUUAAAUCAAGAACGGAUGCUAACAACGUACGCGUGUCAUCAUGGCAUUGGUUAAGUCAGGUUUGAGUCGGUGUUAUAAAAAGCUACACUUCUCACCACCACCCAUGCCUUUCUCUCUUGAAGUAGACUCAAAGCCAUCGUCAGAUCUCAGAUCUCAGAUCUCAGCUCUCCAUUUCAAGCCAUGGCCGAGAAGGGCAAGGAAAAGGUAACUAUGAUGAAGUUGAAGGUGGAUCUUGAUUGCGCCAAGUGUUACAAGAAGGUCAAGAAGGUUCUUUGCAAAUUCCCUCAAAUCAGAGAUCAAAUAUUUGAUGAAAAGUCCAACAUAGUCAUCAUCAAGGUGGUUUGCUGCAGCCCUGAGAAGAUCAUGGACAAACUUUGUUCUAAAGGUGGCGGCUCUAUCAAGACCAUCGAGAUCUUAGAACCACCAAAGCCGCCUCAGCCACAACCCCAACCUCCUCCCCAAAAGCCCAAAGAUGCUCCCAAAGCUCCUGAGAAGCCUAAGGAGCCUGAGAAACCUAAAGAGCCUGAAAAGCCUAAGCAACCUGAAAAGCCUAAAGAACCUGAAAAGCCUAAGCAACCCGAGAAGCCUAAAGAACCCGAGAAAUCUGCUGCGCCCAAAGCUGCACCCGCACCUGCUCCAGCACCAGCACCGGCACCUGCUCCAGCUCCAGCUCCCGCUCCUGUCCCGAAGCAGCCUGGACCUCCGCCACAGAUGGUGCCAAUAAUGCCGCAGGGGCAGCCAGCAGUCAUGUGUUGUGGGCCCUACUAUGGUGGUUAUGGAUGUGGGCCAACGUUCAAUGGAUAUGGAAUGCCGCCGCCUCUACCGUACGAGUGCUACGGCCGACCAGUCUGCGAUAGCUGGGGAGGAGGACCACCACCUAGUUACCGACAAUGCCACCUCACCAGAUGUGAUUACUUCAGCGAAGAGAACCCACAGAGCUGCUCCAUCAUGUGAUAUGACUCAUUCCCUUUUUCACUCUGUUUAAAUCCUUAUUUUUCUUCAAAUCUCUCUUUUUUCUUAUACAAAUAAUAAAAAGAAUAGAUAUAGAGAUGUUUAUGUAUAAUGUUGUGAUAGUAAAGCGAAUAAGGAAGUAAGGAUCUUUGUACUUUGUAAAUGGUAGCCAUUUCCAUUUGGUUGUCCAUUUUGAAGCUGUAAUUGUAAACAGUAUAAAAAGCUUGUUGCAUUUUCUUAAAUAUACACCAAUAAAAAUACUUGGCUUUA
Molecule: messenger RNA, 1231 nt
Organism: Brassica oleracea var. oleracea
Lineage: Eukaryota; Viridiplantae; Streptophyta; Magnoliopsida; Brassicales; Brassicaceae
Product: pollen-specific leucine-rich repeat extensin-like protein 1
Exons: 3
Coding region: 191-964 (257 amino acids)
Biological process (GO): regulation of defense response to fungus
Molecular function (GO): metal ion binding
Source: RefSeq, a predicted model, not a curated record